UUGUUUUGUGACGCCUCCCUGACUGGCUGGGGCGCAGUGGUGGGGAAUGCCAGGACUGCUGGUCACUGGGCUCAUGAUGAACUGGAUCACAUCAACUGUUUAGAAUUAAAAGCUAUUCUCAUGGGUCUACAGUCUCUUUGCAAGGAUAAUUGGGGUACUCAUAUUCGCCUCCGUUCUGACAGUGUCACUGCACUUACCUGUUUAGAUCGUUGUGGCAGUACUAAACUUUACCUUCAUGUGAUAGUGGAACAAAUUUUUGAAUGGGCUCUGUCAAGGGGUAUUACUUUGUCAACACAGCAUAUACAGGGCCUACAUAAUACAGAGGCAGACAAACUAUCCCGAUUGAAAAACAUGGAUGCGGAAUGGAUGUUACUGCCUCAUAUUUUCCAAAGCAUUUCUCAACUCUAUUACACACCUGAUGUUGACCUGUUUGCCACUCGCAUAAAUACACAAUUACCUGCUUAUGUUUCCUGGAAGCCAGAUCCCUGUGCCAUUCAUGUUAAUGCCUUCACGAUGACUUGGUCAAAUAAGAACUUCUAUGCUUUCCCACCUUUCAGUAUUAUAUCAAGGGUCCUCCAAAAGCUCCAGGAAGACGAAGCUACAGUGAUGGUGAUUCUUCCUCUAUGGCCGACUCAAGUAUGGUUCCCGACAGCCCUCCGCUUGCUAACGGCACCUCCUGUGCUUCUCCCCCGUCUUCCUCUCGUGCUGCCACAAAAUCCAACUCUCACACAUCCUCGGUCUCAAGUGUUGAUCUUGACAGCGAUGGUAUUAUCAGGGAAUCGUACCAAAGUCGCGGCCUUUCGCCGGAAGUUGCCGGAUUUCUGCUGCACUCCUGGAGGGAGAGCACGAGAGUACAGUAUGGGUCGCAUAUUAAGAAAUGGUUGUCAUUUUGCUUCGGCAGGAAAAUUGAUCUCUUUCAGCCAUCUUCAGCUGACCUUUUAGAUUUCCUCCUUUCCGAAUUUAGGAGGGGUGCAGGUAGGACUUACAGCUCCAUCAACACGUUACGGUCGGCCAUCUCGGCAGUGGCAAGUAUCAAUGGCCAGCCGGCAGGACAACAUCCCUUAGCUACAGGGUUUAUGAAAGCAGUCUUUCAGGUGAGACCGUCCUUACCCCGCUACGGUACGACCUGGGAUCCUCACUUGAUCUUGGAUCACAUCAUAGGUCUUGGGCCCGAUAAAGAUUUGUCCUUGAUUCAGUUAUCAAGGAAGCUAACAAUCCUUAUGUUGCUCCUCUCUGGUCAACGCGGUCAGACUUUACAUAUGUUAGACAUUAGGAACAUGACUGUUUCGGACAGUCGGGUCUCUUUUAGGAUUGGUGAUCCGCUAAAAACUUCUCGGCCAGGUACACACUUGUCAGAAUUGGUUUUCGUAGCCUAUCCCCCAGACAGGAGGUUAUGUGUUGUCACCUCAACGAUGAGCUAUCUAGAACGCACAAACAACAUGCGGGGUUCGCUCACGGGUUUCUUUCUCACAACAAGACCUCCAGUCAAACUGGCUUCACGGGACACAUUACGUCGCUGGACGAAAGAUGUCAUGCGAGCUGCUGGCAUUAAUCUUGGCAUUUUUUCACCUCAUUCUACCAGGUCGGCGUCAGCCAGUAAGGCGGCCCUGCGGCUCCCUUUGUCGACAAUUAUCUCUACUAUUGGCUGGACCAGAGAAUCUACAUUCACGAAGUACUACAGGAAGCCCAUAAUUGAUGCUGGACUGACGUGGAGCUGGUGAAGCGGGCAUCUCGUUUACUACCUCAGUGACGCAGUUAAAUGUUCGUGAAAUUACGAUCAAACAUCAUACUUGGUAAGUAUUCGUUUAAUC
Messenger RNA from Scylla paramamosain (green mud crab), 1811 nucleotides. RefSeq lists its product as uncharacterized. The transcript is spliced from 2 exons. Gene Ontology annotation, molecular function: DNA binding. NCBI's taxonomy places the organism in Eukaryota, Metazoa, Arthropoda, Malacostraca, Decapoda, Portunidae. Gene Ontology annotation, biological process: DNA recombination; DNA integration. The coding region runs from base 624 to 1721 and encodes 365 amino acids. The record is from RefSeq and is a predicted model, not a curated record.